CCUGCUCCCAGAGGGCCGCAGGCAGGGGACACACGCGCAGUUCCCUGAACCUUCUGUUUGAGCGACCCAGAGCGUCUCGCUUUCCCUCCUGGGUAGAGAUUGUCCCUCCCGCCCUCGGCGGGCGCCGCUGGGGUGGCGUCGCCUCGCCCCCGGGGCCGCACCCUGCUUCCCUGGGGAACACCCUGCCUCAGGCCUGCCUCCCCUCUUUAGAGUGAUUUGGUGGUGGAGACAUGACAUUCAUGGACUCAGAAGAACGGGAAGGAGUGAUGCUGAGUGAGUUAUAGUCUAAUUGUCACCUGCUACUUGUGGAAGGAAGAGAUGUUUGGCAUGGCACUGAUCAAUGUGUAUAUUUACUGGGAAGUUUACCCCAGGAGAAAAGAGAAAACCAGCUGUGUGGAUGGAAUUUGGAGAAAGCUCCUUGAUUUGAGGAAGACUGAACAAUGAAGGGACAUUCUCUGUGGCCAACUCUGGGUUGCAGAAGUGUCUCAAUAAAACAAAACAAAUAAAAAGCCAGAAGGCUUAACUUCUAUGAGGCCUUGUGGGAAACAUGGGUUUAAAAUGUAGUGGACAACCAGAAGCCUGUGAAGUUAUCAUUUAGUAUGGAAGAAGAUGAGUUCUUUGGAGAAAAAACAUUCCAGCAUUGUUGUGCAGAGUUCAUUAGACAUUCACAGCAGAUAGGUGAUGGCUGGGAAUGGAGAACUUUGAAGAAUGCAAGCUUCAUGAGGAAAAGAACCUGUUCACUUUCUGUUCACUACUGUAACCCUGAGGCUGAGUACAAUAUAUUGCAUGAAGACUCUUCUGAAGGCUACAUGUGCAAAACACACUUUCAAAUUAAAUCCGAGACUCUGAUGUCACAUUCGGGAACAUCUGCCUGUGUACAGACAUGUCUACCCAUUGAGGAGGCUUUAGAACUACCCCUGGAUGAUUCUGAAGUGACUGAGACCACAACGGGAAGCCAAGUGAUUAAAUAUGAAUAUCAUGUUUUAUACUCCUGUAGCUACCAAGUGCCUGUGCUUUACUUUAGGGCAAGCUUUUUAGAUGGAAGACCUUUAGCUCUGAAGGACAUAUGGGAAGGAAUCCACGAGUGCUAUAAGACAAGGCUGCUGCAGGAGCCAUGGGACGCUAUUACCCAACAGGAGCAUCCAAUACUUGGGCAGCCUUUUUUUGUACUUCAUCCCUGCAAGACGGAUGAAUUCAUGACUCCUGUGUUAAAGAAUUCUCAAAAAAUCAAUAGGAGUGUCAACUACAUCACAUCUUGGCUGAGCGUUGUAGGGCCAGUUGUUGGGCUAAAUCUACCUCUGAGUUAUGCCAGAGCAGCUUCUGAGGAUGAAUGAAAUGUCCAUCAACAAGGUAAAAAGGAAAGCCCGCAUUGAAUGGUUUGCCAAGACAAAGACCCUGUUAUCUCUGUUACACUUAGGGUCUUCACUGGCCCCAUCAAAUGUUAAGUCUUCUUUCAUCUUUAAUAGGCUGAACAUGGACUGUUUGUUUAGGUUUUCAGCCAGGCAGGGCCCCAUCGUUUAGGAAGCAUUGGACUUUGCUACAAUAACACUCACCCAAACACAGGAGUGGAUGGCUUUAUUUCAGAAUUGUAAUAAUUCUUUAUUGCUCAGUUAACUUUCUUUUAUUCUCUUAGCUUUUGUUUUGUUUUUGUUCUUAACUUUCUUCUGUUGAGCCAAAGAACUUAGAAAAUUGUGGCAUGAAGGACACCAAAAGUAUACUUGGCCAGCCCGGUUUUAAUAGGACAAAUACCGUGCAAUAUUUCGACUCACCAAGACUUUGACAUGGAUUAUUUUUUCUAUUGGAAGCAAAUGUCUGUAGUAACUGAUAUACUGUAUACCUAAUCUGGAAGAAUUUUUGGUUUGGAUUUGCUUGUUUUGUUUUUCAUUUUAACUUGCCCAGGGGUUGAAACUAAGACAAAAUGUAAUUGUCUCUUCAGACAAUCUAGAUCGGUGUCUAUUAAUGAGGAAUGUACUUUAGAAUCACCUGUGGAUCUUUUAUGACUAUGAAUGCUUGGGGCUAUCUUCUGAAACAGCCUCACUGGGGUGGUUCUGACCCACCUGCUUCUGGAGAACCUCUGAUCUGGACGUACCUUUAGUGUGGCAUUUAUUUGUAUUGUUUUGGUCUCCCAAUCGGCCUUUUCCAGUUCUGUAUGAGCUCCAGCAAGCCUGACUUACUUCCUACCAUUUGUCUGGACUUUGCUCCAGGCCUCCUGGUUGUUAAGAACAUCUAGGAGACAUUUGUUCAUGAGACAGCCCACUUGGAGGAAGCCAUGGGGUGAGGGGGUUAUCUACUGGCCAAUCACAGUAGACUGUGCCUGCACUCAUAGUCUGUAGGUUCGAGGCUGAGCUCUCACACCGGGAGUGGAAGUAGAGAAUGGGUUAAUUCAAACUGCUAGAAAAGCUAAAAGUAAAUUUUAAAAUGCUGAGCUGCACAUAUUCAUGCUGGGAUGAGAGCCUGCUUACAUGCUUGCUGGGCAUUUUGGUAUUUACCACUUAACAUCUUUUCAACUUCUGCAGGGAUUUUCAUCACCCACCGCUCCCCCCCCCCCGCCCCAUCCACUCUCCCUAAUGUAAACACAGAUUUCUCAGCAAGUCAUUUCUCAGACCAUGUCAUUUCUGGGGUAAAAAAACUAAAUAAAUUAUAAUAAUGUGU
This is a messenger RNA of Acinonyx jubatus (cheetah), 2652 nucleotides long. It is a transcript of the gene ATG10, whose product is annotated as autophagy related 10. Gene Ontology annotation, molecular function: Atg12 transferase activity. The coding region runs from base 600 to 1334 and encodes 244 amino acids. Gene Ontology annotation, biological process: protein modification by small protein conjugation; protein lipidation; macroautophagy. NCBI's taxonomy places the organism in Eukaryota, Metazoa, Chordata, Mammalia, Carnivora, Felidae. The record is from RefSeq and is a predicted model, not a curated record. Gene Ontology annotation, cellular component: intracellular anatomical structure. The transcript has 12 exons.